Messenger RNA from Aspergillus wentii DTO 134E9, 4110 nucleotides. RefSeq names its product putative MAP kinase kinase kinase SskB (gene sskB). NCBI's taxonomy places the organism in Eukaryota, Fungi, Ascomycota, Eurotiomycetes, Eurotiales, Aspergillaceae. Gene Ontology annotation, molecular function: ATP binding; MAP kinase kinase kinase activity. Gene Ontology annotation, cellular component: cytoplasm. The record is from RefSeq and is a predicted model, not a curated record. The transcript has 2 exons. Gene Ontology annotation, biological process: stress-activated MAPK cascade; protein phosphorylation. Bases 1 to 4110 code for a protein of 1369 amino acids.
AUGGAGACUCAACCAGAGCGUGCAUCCCAGAUCAUGGAGCACCCCGGUAUUGCUAACCAUGACUCCGAUGGCUCUGGCUCUUCGGAUGAGCUCUUGCAGGAUCCCUACGCUGCCAUGAGAUCCAACUCUAACUAUGCAGAGAACUUCGACAGUCAGAUCCAACAACCCCCGACUCCCACCAUCGCCUCCUCCCCUCCUCCAUCCCAUCCCUCCAGCCUCUCCUCGUGGGUAUCGGUUCCGGGAUCCGGCACACGUCCUCGUGGUGCCAGUGUCGGUGCUACGGCCGCUCUCGAAAAAGUACCCCCCGUCGAGCCUCACCCAGACUUGAGACCCCAGCGCCCUUCCGGUCCUGCCAGGACCCCGUCCAACACUUAUGCUCCCCAGCGACGUCCUCCUCAGUACAUCAGCCUUCAGAAUGACCGUCAAAGAUCGUCCUCCGCCAAGAGGACCCCUCGACGUGACCCAAAUGCCCAGUACCGAGCCCAGGAAAAGGCAUAUGUUCAACGCAUCCGGGCUAAUCCUCAAGCCUGGUAUAACCAUUUCGAUGAGGCCCAAAAUAUGAUGAUGGUGGCGGACUCGGAUUUCGAGGAACCAUCACCCUCUUCCGAGGCACCUUUCGAGGAUGAUACUUACGAUCCCGAUAUCCAGCUUUUCCUCGCCGACGAUAACCAGCCCACCAUCGAUGAACUCAAAAACCCAAAGAACCAGGAGCGGCUAGAGUGGCAUUCUAUGCUGGCUUCAGUGCUGAAGGGAGAUGUUGUUAAGCAGGAAAAGCAACGCAUGCUUGGAUCCGCAGAUACAAAGAGGUCAGCAGCUCAAAAUACUGCCAUCUGGGUGGGUGUUAGGGCACGGACUUGCGGCCGCAGCGUUGCUCUACAGCGAAAGCUUAUCGAGGAGUCACGCUCCAACCUGGGACCUUUGCUGGAGGACAUCAUCAAUUUUGAGAUCAAAGGAGAAACGGAGGUCGGCAAGUCGCCAAUCCAGCAGGUCGAGGACGUUGUUCAAAACAUUGAGAAAUGUGAAAUGCUCUAUCCCACCCACAAAGAACUGGAAACGGCAAACCCUCGUGUCGCUUCGGAAGAUUUCUGCGCAAGUCGUGAGGCCAUUUUUGCGUGGCACAACACCACUGCUCUCAUCAAUACUGAGCUCGCCAUUUUGCAGAAGUGGGUUGGUAAUAAUGAACUUGACUUUAGCAAGCCAAGAACCAAGUCCAUCAGCAGUGAUCUAUCUGAUGAAUCGACUUUUCUUGAUCGUAUCAUGAAAGAGGAUGGCCUCAAGAAUCUCCAAGGAGACCAUAAUAUGCUACAUGGAAUAGGGGAAGUAAUCAAAAAGGCAAAGAGCACACUAAUUGAAAACUCAGAAGCUUUUGCCAAACGACAUUUGCCGCCGUAUAUUGAAGAACUUCUCACUCUCAUCAACUUUCCUUCACGACUCAUACAGGAAAUCAUUCGUGUUCGUCUAUCGUACGCUAAAACCAUGAAAGACCCGGCCCAGCAGUCUCCCAUAUUGCUUGACCAGAUGAUCUCCCAAUUUCAGAUUUUGAUGAGAGUCGCUGUAGAAAUCAAACAACGCUACGUGGAUAUUUCCAGACCGGAGCCGGGGUGGGAUCUCCCUCCUUGUGUCGAUGAGAACUUCGAUUCCGUUGUGCUGGAUGCCAUGAAAUACUAUUUUCGAUUGUUGAAUUGGACAUUGAAUGCAAACAAAAACACGUUCAAAGAAGCAGAAAUUCUUGAACAAGAAUGGGGGUUUUCAAAUGAAAUUGGCCGCCAACUUGAAGGUGGAGAUAUUGAAGUGGCUGAACAGUUCAGUGCUCUGACUGCUAGAUCGCUUCAGCGUCUGAUGAUUCAUUUCGAUCGAGAGCUAACGGCACGACAAAACGAAGACCCGACUGAGAUGGACAAACGGUACAAAAGUAUCCUGGACUCGACCCGAAUUCGACAACGGAAACUGUAUCGAUUCUCUCGGUUUUUGCGCCAGCUCUUCGAAAAUGCUACCGAGUAUAACCUCUCCGCUGAUAUUGCAUAUGAAUUCCUUGAGGCUUUGUUGAUAUCAGACCAUUUCCUGGUGAAAUCAAACAACUCCACUGGACAAAAGGGCGUAUAUCUUUUCGCGCACCACGCAUUGUGGAACCGCCCCACCGAUAUACAGGCCAUCCUUGCAACCUCUUUUCGUGAGGAAGAUAUCACUAAAGAUUCGCCUCACGCUCCCUACAUUUUGGUAGUCCGUCCAGAGAAGCCGCUGUCCUGGGCUGGAAAGGAGAUGCAGGUAGAGAUUCUAGAGCAACCCACAGACAUACGGAUUGGCAAACUUCGACUCGUAGUCGAGGGAACCCAGCAACGAUUGUCUAAUGCUAGGCACGAAUUGUCUCAAUUGACUGGAAUUCAACUCGACAUGGUUAUCGAGCAACGCGCGAACCUUGGACGGGUCAACGUAGAACUGAACAAAAUCAAGAAGAUUUCAUUCAAGCUUUCGAUGGCGAUCAUGGACAGUGUUGCAAUUGUCAGGGAGCAACUGAGGUCGAAAAAUGUUGAAAACCAAGAACUCGUUCAAGCCUGUUAUGCCUUUGCAACGGAAUUUGGCAAACGCUCUUCGACUUACGUCGACCCUAACAGACGUGCGAUGAACAGCGCCCGACUCGUGGAGCUGUCGCUUGACUGGGUUUCUUUCAUCUGCGAUGACUGUGAUGCUGCUGAUCGGAAAACCUUCAAGUGGGCUGUGUCUGCACUUGAGUUUGCUAUGGCUAUAACCUCUAGCAGGCACCUUCUCUCAAUGGACGAUGCAGAGUUCGGUCAUUUAAGGCUAAAGGUGGCCGGCUGUAUGUCCCUUCUGAUUUCCCAUUUCGAUAUCAUGGGCGCUCGGUCUUCUCUCGCCGCUCAAGCCGAAAAGCAACGCAUGGAGGAGCGUGCAGGAGCAAGAAAGAUUGGUGGCGGUCGGAUUUUAACGGAUGAUGAGGCAAUGAAGCUUAUUCGCGAGCAGCGUUCGGCUCACAUUUUCGAAAUCGAGGAAAGGAGGGUGGACGAAGAUGCGAAACGUCAAGCAUUGGGGCGAGUGCUAGAAGGAUCCAAUGAGGCUGACAGGUCUCUCACGGUGCUAUCCUCAUCAGCGACCAAUGUUACCUUGCGGUGGCAGCAGGGCCAGUUUAUUGGUGGUGGUACAUUUGGAUCUGUCUAUGCUGCAAUCAACUUGGACAGCAACUAUCUCAUGGCAGUCAAGGAAAUUCGGUUACAGGAUCCCCAAUUCAUUCCAAGAAUUGCCCAGCAGAUUCGAGAUGAGAUGGGUGUUCUUGAAGUUUUGGACCACCCCAAUAUUGUUUCAUACCAUGGUAUCGAGGUGCAUCGUGACAAGGUCUACAUCUUCAUGGAAUACUGUUCUGGUGGUUCGCUUGCCAGUUUGCUUGAGCAUGGACGUGUUGAAGAUGAAACAGUCAUCAUGGUCUACGCGCUCCAACUUCUUGAAGGAUUGGCGUAUCUGCAUCAGUCCGGUAUCGUCCAUCGCGAUAUCAAACCGGAGAACAUUUUGCUCGACCACAACGGAAUCAUCAAAUACGUCGAUUUUGGUGCGGCAAAGAUCAUUGCACGCCAAGGCAAGACCGCCGUACCAAUGGAUGCUUUUGCUGGUGCUGGCCACAAGGAAGCACUUGUUCCGAAAGACGCCCAGGCGACGCAUCAACGCAAAAAUCAGAAAACCAUGACCGGCACUCCGAUGUACAUGUCCCCCGAGGUUAUCCGCGGUGACUCUUCCAAAUUGAUUCACCGCCAGGGAGCAGUCGACAUCUGGUCUUUAGGAUGUGUGAUUCUGGAGAUGGCCACGGGCCGUCGUCCAUGGUCCGCCCUCGACAACGAGUGGGCCAUCAUGUACAACAUCGCUCAAGGAAAUCAACCUCAGCUACCAACACGAGAUCAGCUCAGCGAUCUUGGUAUAGACUUUCUGCGGCGCUGCUUCGAGUGCGAUCCUCUAAAGAGAUCUACGGCAACGGAGUUGCUACAGCACGACUGGAUCGUCUCCAUCCGUCAACAAGUUGUGCUUGAACCGGCCACUCCUGGCAGUGAGCACAGCGGCAGCAGUUCCAACUCGGGCAGUCGCCAGAACUCAAACUACGGAUACUCAUGA